This is a messenger RNA of Entamoeba dispar SAW760, 783 nucleotides long. RefSeq lists its product as uncharacterized. The transcript has a single exon. The record is from RefSeq and is a predicted model, not a curated record. The coding region runs from base 1 to 783 and encodes 260 amino acids. Lineage: Eukaryota; Evosea; Mastigamoebida; Endamoebidae.
AUGAAGAAUAUUAUCAAUGAUAAAGGAAAAAGAAUUACUAUCAAAGGAAGUAUAAAAGUUGACAACAAUGAUAUUCCUAUUGUAAUCAAACAAUACAAACAAAGUGAAUAUUUUUAUAAUGAAAGUUAUUUGGAUUAUCUUGAUUCCAUUGGACUAUUAGUCAAAGCAUCAGAACAAUACAAUAAAUAUGUUGAUAUGUAUAAUAGUCGACUUAAAGAUGAGAAAGUACAUCGAAUGAAACGAGUAAAUUGUGAAGGAAGUCAGAUGUUUGUUGUAACAAAUCAAAUGAAUCAAGGAGGAACAUUACGACUUAAAGAAGUGAAGGAUUUGAUUGAUAAAAAGGAAAAAAUGAUAAUUGAAAUGUAUCAUGAAGAAGCAGAAACACAAAUAAUUCAAGCAAUCAACGAAGAAGGAAGUGGAAUUAGAGAUAAAUUAGGAAUAAAAAGUAUGGAAGUUUAUGGAGGUGUUUUAAGCGUAGAAGCAUUCAACCAUUUUCUGUGGUGUCAAAGCAGUGAAAGUGUUAGUGAUUUGGUGAUAAUGAAAAAUGUAUUUGUUAUACUAACAAACAAUGAAUACACUAUAAUUAAAGCAGAAGUUAUUCAUAGCAAACCAAGUAAAUAUUAUUUCAUUCAAUAUUCUGAUGAAUUUGAUACUGUAAAGAAUAUUUUUAUCACAAACCAUCAUUGUCAAACAAUAUGUACUAUGUUUAAAAAGUCUGAAGAUGAAAAUAGAGAUAUUGAUUAUGAAACUAAUGACAAAUACACUACUCAAUUUAUUCAUUGA